UAAUCAUCAACAUAUUUUCUUUCAGUUCAGUAAACUGAAGAAAACGCAAACAUGAGUCUCACUGGAAAAGACAAAACAGUGGUGAAGAACUUCUGGGAUAAAGUUGCCCCGAAGUCCGCUGAGAUUGGAGGAGAGGCUCUGGGCAGGAUGCUGACUGCAUAUCCCAUGACCAAGACCUACUUUUCUCACUGGGCUGAUCUGAGUCCUAACUCUGCGCAGGUGAAAAAGCAUGGCGCUACCAUCAUGGCAGCAGUUGGAGACGCCGUCGGGAAGAUUGACGACCUUGUCGGCGGUCUGUCUGCCCUCAGCGAGCUGCAUGCUUUCAAGCUCAGAGUGGACCCUGCCAACUUCAAGAUCCUUUCUCACAACAUCAUCUUGUGCAUGGCCAUGUUCUUCCCCGGAGAGUUCACUCCCGAAGUCCACGUCGCCUUUGAAAAGUUCCUGCAGAACGUGGCUUGGGCUCUGUCCGAGAGAUACCGCUAAGAUCCAGGAAUGCCGGAGCAUCGACUGCAGUAUGCUGUCUAUCAUCUACAACAGUGUCUCUCAAAAUGGUAGAGCUCCGUUAAUAAAUGUAAUAAACACUGGAAGUUA
This is a messenger RNA of Archocentrus centrarchus (flier cichlid), 591 nucleotides long. RefSeq names its product hemoglobin subunit alpha-A. Bases 52 to 483 code for a protein of 143 amino acids. Gene Ontology annotation, molecular function: oxygen binding; organic acid binding; haptoglobin binding. The record is from RefSeq and is a predicted model, not a curated record. Lineage: Eukaryota; Metazoa; Chordata; Actinopteri; Cichliformes; Cichlidae. Gene Ontology annotation, cellular component: hemoglobin complex; haptoglobin-hemoglobin complex; blood microparticle. Gene Ontology annotation, biological process: oxygen transport; hydrogen peroxide catabolic process. The transcript is spliced from 3 exons.